Larimichthys crocea (large yellow croaker) is the source of this 2718-nucleotide messenger RNA. It is a transcript of the gene lpcat3, whose product is annotated as lysophosphatidylcholine acyltransferase 3. Gene Ontology annotation, molecular function: 1-acylglycerophosphocholine O-acyltransferase activity; lysophospholipid acyltransferase activity. Gene Ontology annotation, cellular component: membrane. The transcript is spliced from 13 exons. Gene Ontology annotation, biological process: phosphatidylcholine biosynthetic process; lipid modification. The record is from RefSeq and is a predicted model, not a curated record. Lineage: Eukaryota; Metazoa; Chordata; Actinopteri; Sciaenidae. Bases 190 to 1587 code for a protein of 465 amino acids.
UGGAGUUAAAGGCGGACACGACACGCAGGGAGGGAAAGGGGGAGGGUGGACUGGGAGGAGAGUCAGCUUUCUAACCGAAAGGAGGAGGCUGAACCUUUAAAAAGCGGAGCGUGUGUGUGUGUGUGAGUGUGUGUGAAUCAGUAGAGUUCACUGAACCGUCGCGAAGAGACGUUUCCGCCCACAAGAAAGAUGGCGGCUCCCUUGCUGGAGGAUCUGUCGGAGUCCUUAGGUUCCCCGGAGCCGGCGGUCCGCCUCAUUUUAUCUAUUUUAAUCGGGUAUCCCUGUGCACUGGUAUACCGGCAAUUCUUGUUCCACCAGCCCGCCACAGUUAUACAUUUGUUCCACGCAUUCUCUGGGCUGGCACUAGCAGCAUUCAACUUUGCAGGCUCUCAGAUCUAUCACUCCGCAGUAUGCAUCCUUGUCCAAUUCCUGAUGCUGAGGCUUAUGGGAAGGACGGUAACAACUGUCCUGUGCAGCUUUACCUUUCAAAUGGUAUACCUGCUGGCAGGGUAUUACUACACAGCGACAGAGGAGUACGACAUCAAAUGGACAAUGCCUCACUGUGUCCUCACGCUCAAACUCGUCGGUUUGUCAUUUGAUUACUAUGACGGCGGGAAGGACCCAUCCCAGCUGAGUCUAGAACAAAAGAGUGCAGCUCUGCCGUCUGUGCCCUCCCUGCUCGAGGUGUACGGCUUUUCCUACUUCUAUGGAGGCUUCCUGGUGGGGCCCCAGUUUACACUGCGCAGCUACCAGAAGCUGGUGGCGGGGGAGCUCACUGACUGUCCCGGACAGCCUCCGAACAGCAUUAUACCGGCUAUAAAGAGGUUUGCUCUAGGUUUCCUCUGCCUGGUGAUAUAUGCAAUAUUUAGUCCUUAUUAUCCAGACAGCUACUACUUAACCGAUGAGUAUGAGGCUCAGCCCUUCUGGUAUCGUUGUGUGUUUAUUCUGCUUUGGGCUAAAGUCAUUUUAUAUAAAUAUGUCAGCUGCUGGGUUAUAGCGGAGGGUGUAUGUAUAUUAACUGGGCUAGGCUACAAUGGUGUGGUGGAUGGAAAGCACCGGUGGGAUGCCUGUGCCAAUAUGAAGGUGUGGCUCUUUGAAACCACGCCGCUUUUCGGAGGAACAAUCUCUUCCUUCAACAUCAACACAAACGCCUGGGCUGCCAGACAUGUCUUCAAGCGGUUGAAGUUCUUGGGCAACAAGACCCUGUCUCAUGUAACCACACUCCUCUUUCUGACAAUUUGGCACGGCCUUCACUCCGGAUACAUCCUGUGUUUCUCCAUGGAGUUCUUCAUCAUUACCGUUGAGAGACAGGCCCUGGCACUAGUGAGGGACAGUCCCUUGCUGACGAAGCUGGCCAACAGCGCGCUCUACCCUCUCAUCUAUGUAGUCCAGCAGUUUAUCCACUGGCUCUUCAUGGGCUACCCCCUGGUGCCAUUCUGCCUCUUCACCUAUGACAAAUGGCUCAAGGUGUAUUCGUCCGUCUAUUUCUGUGGACACGUAUUCUUCCUCGUAGCCUUUUUAAUCAUGCCGUACCUCCGUAAGGCGCUGGUGCCUAAGAAAGAACGGAGCCAGGUGAAGCAGGAUUAAAACUUGGUACUGAAGACUUGGCAUGGUCCAUCUAAGGCUGAAUAUCCACUGAAGGGAACUGUGACUUUCAAGGAGCAGAAUGGAAAAUAUUUUAAGGCCUUUAGUUAUAUAUAUAUAUAUAUACACAAAUAUAUGUAUAUAUAUAUAUUGUGUCCAUGUAAAAAUAAAUUUCUAUAUAUUUUUGUGUUUUAAAUGGGAGGGUGUUUUUAUAAACAUUUGGAGAAAUGUUUACAGGAAAUGACCAUCGUGCCACAUGGGGUAAUUGUGAGCCAAUCGGGCGAUUUCCUGUUUUAGAUUUUCUUUUUGUUUAAGAAAUUUGGUGAACUUGAGAGACUUACAUGCUGUCGACACAGAAUUGCACUCACCAGUCACGGGUUCAGAGUCUUGUCAUUGGCUCUGAUGUGUUUUUUGUUUCUUUUCUUUUUUUUUUUUCUAUCUCAUGUCUGGCACCCACAUUUAGCAGCAGCAGCAAGUCUUCACAAGAGGUUUAAGCACAAGGGCCAGCAUAUGUGGCAGUUUCUAAUGUAAUAAUACAAAAUGCAUACGGCUUUGUGCAAAAGAAAGAUAAUAAUAGUGAUAAUAAUAAUCGUGGGGGUUGUUUCUUAAAAAAAAAUGGCUGCCAGGGGUUAUACAAGCACUGUAAAUCACACACUGAACACUAACCCCAACUCAAAAUGGCCUUGUAUUAAUGAAUGUUUUUAUAGUACAUUUUAAUUUGUGAUGCGGAGAAAAAGAAAAAAAAGACUUGGUUUUAUAGAGUUUUAACAGCUUUUAUGAUAAAAGAACAUUUUGUAGCUUUGGAUAAGAUUUCAUGAAAAGAAUUAGCAUUGUUCUCGUUUGAUGUUGCUGAGUAUUUUCAUUUUUAUUUUUCUUGCCGUGUUUCUUCUUUCUCCUUCAGUUUAUUCUACGCCGCCACCCCUCCGUCGGCCUUGAUUGAAGCCUGGCCCUCAGCUCUGACAUACACAGAUUUGAAAGUGAAAAUAAAUCUAAGAAGAAGACUUGCACACUGCCCAAACAUAACAUCUUAGGUUCACUCUGAUCUCCAUAAAUAGGCUGUUUUUGAACUGGAUUCAAACAAAACAUGUGUUUCCACCUAUGGCUGCUAUUCUGGCGAUGAUUUAAAAAAAAAAA